AAUUGUUGUGAUAAACUUAUUAAAUAGUUUCAGAUCAUCUGCUGAGACAGACUUGUGAAUCAUCUCAAAUAGAUUUGAAAAUGGAGGGCUUGAGGAAAUUGCCUGUUCGCAGCAAAAGUAGUUUCACUCAAAUCAAAGAGGGGAAGUUCGUCUCGAAAAAGUUAUCUGACAAGAGCGAUGUUUAUUUUUCAACUGAGCGCUCAAUUACUUCCUCAGAAAUUAUCCCGGAAAAAUCAACAAUAAUUUGCAGUUAUUUGCAAAACCAGUGGCGAUUAAAGAAGCAACAUGAAGCAGACGAUGCACGUAAGCUUGCAACAUUAUUAGCACAUAGCAGUAGUUCAAUUCCAAGCUCAGAAAAUACAAUGCAAACAGAACAUGCAAGUGGUCCGACUAGCUCAAAACAGCGGAAGCUGGAUGGAUCUCCAUCUUCUAGCACUAGUCCGUCAUCUUCCUCCAGAUGUGGAAAAGAUAGAAACAACCCCAGAUGAUAUAUACUGAAAUAAUUCAUAAGCAUGUUUCUUUUUUCUCCGAAUAAUACUUCAAAUUGUUUUUAUAACGCAUAAUUUGUACGGAAAUAAUUUAUGUACACAAAUGAG
Messenger RNA from Symsagittifera roscoffensis, 596 nucleotides. RefSeq lists its product as uncharacterized. Bases 81 to 488 code for a protein of 135 amino acids. NCBI's taxonomy places the organism in Eukaryota, Metazoa, Xenacoelomorpha, Acoela, Convolutidae. The record is from RefSeq and is a predicted model, not a curated record. The transcript is spliced from 6 exons.